Purpureocillium takamizusanense is the source of this 498-nucleotide messenger RNA. RefSeq lists its product as uncharacterized. The transcript has a single exon. The record is from RefSeq and is a predicted model, not a curated record. NCBI's taxonomy places the organism in Eukaryota, Fungi, Ascomycota, Sordariomycetes, Hypocreales, Ophiocordycipitaceae. Bases 1 to 498 code for a protein of 165 amino acids.
AUGCCAACCCAUGUCCAGAUAGCCCUUCAUCGCGAAAUCUUCAGCGGCCCCUGGGGCCGGCACACGACCUACGCAGAUUGGACCGAGGAGAAGCCCUUUGGCAUCCACCAGCACGACGAGCGCAUCACCGCGCUCUAUCUCCGAGGCUGGGACGAUGUGGACUGCGUGCAGAUAAAGUACGACGACCGGUGGGGCUAUCAUUACGGAUCCGAAACCGGAGGCGCGCCGCAGCACCUCGACCUGGCGAAGGACGAGUACGUGGAGUCAAUUGAUGUGCGUUACGGCCACAAGCUUGGGAUGGUCAAGUUUGUGACGAACAAGGAACGUGAGGUGCAGGUUGGUAAGGAAAGGCAUGGUUUUGUGUGGGGGACGGCCGAGCGUGGCGGCUGCGAGUUGACGAGCGUUAAUGUCACCAAAUACGAGGCCCACACUCCUCCAGGCUGCGAGGGCAUCAUCUUUGGGUUUAGGUCGCGGUGGACGCUGCCGCCGCUCGUCUAG